GGGCAAAUAUGAGAACAAUCAUUUUAAUUUUGUGUAAAUAAAAUUAAUUUGGUGGACAUUAAUAAUGUCUUAGGCGCGUCUCUUAAAUAAAAGCGCUUCUCUAGAAAAGAAGAGAAAAAAUAACGCGGUUGAAACUUGAAGGUUUAAAAGUGUGGGUAUAAAAAAAGGAGAUUGGCUUUUUAGAUUUCUUGAGUCAAAGUCUCGAAUCGAAUCUAAACCUAUUAUUCGUUUUUUUGCAUAAUUAUCAUAAUAACCAAGCUUUCUUCAUCUUCUUCCUCUUCCAUGUCGGUUUCUGGUAUACAAGGACUUACUCUCGAAGUUACUGUUGUUGCGUGUAACAAAUUGAAGGACAUAGAAUGGUUCUCAAGGCAGGAUCCCUACGUCUGUGUUGAAUAUGCAAGCUCCAAAUAUCGCACAAGAACUUACACAAAUGGUGGUAAAAAUCCCACAUUUCAAGAAAAAUUUGUAUUUACAUUGAUUGAAGGCCUUAGAGAAUUGAAUGUUGUAGUUUGGAACAGCAAUACCAUCAGUAACGAUGAUUUCAUUGGGAGCGGAAAGGUUCAACUUAAUAAGGUUCUUACACAGGGUUAUGAUGAUAGUUCUUGGCCACUUCAAACUAAAACCGGCAGGUAUGCUGGAGAAGUAAGACUCAUAUUGCAUUAUGGGAAUGCCAAUAAACCCGGAAAAACUCAUGCUCCCUCAGCACCACCAUUUGUAACACCACAAUCUUCCUUGUAUUCUACACCCCCGCCAGCUGCUGCUCCUUACCCACAUCAAGCCCCGUCAUAUCCAGCUCCAUCACACUAUUCUUCAUACCCACCAACUUCAGGAGGAUAUCCACCAUCUACGUACCCUCCUCCCCAGCCAGCUGCCUAUCCUCCCCAACCGUACCCCCCAACAUCAGCUUAUCCACCCGCAUCAGCCUAUCCACCUGCCUCAGCUUAUCCACCUACAUCAGCUUAUCCUCAGACAUCAGCUUAUCCACCGACAUCAACUUAUCCGCAAUCUCUAUACCCACCUCCGCCCCAAACUUCUCCUUACUAUCCACCAGGUCCUUAUCCCGGAACAUAUCCUCCGCCAUACUGAGAAUCUGAAAUGUUACUGCUCUACACCAUGCCCAAGUGCUAGAUAAUAUUUCUUUUGUUAGAAUAGCAAAUGCCAAAUGUAUAGAGAAUUUUGCAUCGAUGUCAAAGUACAUAUCAUGGUCAUGUUUAAUGUUUAUGCUCAGUGCUCACUCGUCCUCUUUAGGAAUGAUAAUAAUAAUAUCUGUAUGGUAAUCAUUUUUCCUGCACAUUUUAAUAAAUUAAUGACCCUAAAUGGUUCUACCGUUUUA
Messenger RNA from Cannabis sativa, 1333 nucleotides. RefSeq names its product extensin. The record is from RefSeq and is a predicted model, not a curated record. Bases 283 to 1086 code for a protein of 267 amino acids. Lineage: Eukaryota; Viridiplantae; Streptophyta; Magnoliopsida; Rosales; Cannabaceae. The transcript is spliced from 7 exons.